CAUAAGUGAUGGGCCUGCGGUAAAGUACAUGAAACUCUCAACAGAUGUCCGCGGAAAUGGUCUGAACAUCCAGGACGAGUGGGAAGGGCGUUUCAUGAUAUUUACUCUGAACCAAAUGACAAACUAAAAAGGGAUCUGUCUUUGUGUCCAAUCUCCCCUGGUAAGAAUGAAGGGAUUAUUGCUGAUAGAGCCACUGGUAGCCUUCUAUGCUUUCGCCAGUUUCCUGGUCUAUCCUCUGGUACCGCAGUAUGUCUACAGGAGGCUAUGGCAGGAUAUAACCAACACCACCUACCCUGUCUCUGACAACACGUCACGCUGCGAUCCCUCCAACACCAGCAGCCACAAUGAGGAGGUGCAGAAGGCGGCGUCUCUCUUCUCCCUCUACACCGAGCUCAUCUCCAUUAUCCCCUCUCUGGCCGUCACCUUCAUCCUCGUUGCCUACAGCGACCAACGCGGACGCAAGAUCACCAUCAUCCUGCCUCUGAUUGGUUCUCUGUUCUACGCGCUGUCCUUCCUGGCAGUCUCCUUCUUCGAGCUUAACCUCUACCUCCUCAUCGUCUCGUCGUUCGUCAGCGCCCUGUUCGGGGGCUCGGGGACGUUCCUGGGUGGCUGUUUCUCCUACAUCGCUGACCUGUGUGAAGACGGACGGCAGAAGACCCUGCGUAUGGCCGGGAUAGACAUGGUGAUCGGCCUGCUGUCUGGAGUGGCUUCUCUCUCUACGGGAUACUUCCUCCGAGCAGCAGGCUUCAACUGGCCCUUCUUCACCUCUGCUCUGUUCCUGUGUUUCAACCUGCUCUACGCUGUCUUCAUCCUGGAGGAGACGCUCCAACGACCCCUGGACGCCCCCCUGGACGGCUCCCUGCGUCGCACCGCCAUGCAUCAGCUGACCUACGGGGUCUACCAACUGUUUGCAGGGGCCAGCAGGAGGCGUAACGUCCUUCUGAUGCUUCUCCUGCUCCUCUUCGGCUCCUUCUCCUUCGUCAACAUGGGCGGGCACUCCAUGAUCACACUGUACGAGCUCAACCAGCCGCUGUGCUGGAGCGAGAUCCUAAUUGGCUACGGCUCUGCGCUGUCCAUGACGAUGUUCCUGACCAGCUUCGUGGGUGUGACGGUGUUCUCUCGCUGCGGCGUGCCCAACAUCGUCAUCAUUCUCAUAGGGAUACUGAGUGUCAUGGCGGGUAUGACCCUGGUGGCCUUCGCCAAGACCACGCUCAUGAUGUUCCUGGUCAGGCUUCCAAUGCUUCUGGCCAUCAUGCCAUUCCCCGUGCUGAGAUCCAUGAUGUCGAAGAUCGUGUCAAAGACCGAGCAGGGAGCGUUGUUUGCGUGCUUGGCUUGCCUGGACAGUGUGAACAACAGUGUGGCGACAGCUGUGUUCAGUAGUCUCUACGCUGCCACGGUAACCUGGUACCCUGGAUUCUGCUUCCUGUUGUCUGCUGGACUCUGUGUCAUCCCCUUGGUCCUGCUAGUGAUUGUGGGGCUGCUGGGGGUGGAUGAAAGUAAGGAGGCAGAGGUCCUCAUCCCAGAAGAGGAAGGCCUGGCCGGAGACGAUGACCCUCUCCUCACUUGAGGCUGGGUGGCAGGUAGCAGUUGGGCCAGUAACCAAAAGGUCCUUGGUUCAAAUCAUCGAGCCGGCAAGGUGGAACAAUCUGUUGAAUGUGCCCUUGAGGUGCUCUGAAUAAGAGAGUCUGCUAAGUGAACUUUUGUUUGUUGGGUGUCGGAAUCACAGGUGGGUCGGAAUCACAGGUGGGUCGGAAUCACAGGUGGGCCGGAAUCACAGGUGGGCCGGAAUCACAGGUGGGCCGGAAUCACAGGUGGGCCGGAAUGUUGCUUUUGGUUUGAUUUCCCGUAGCCUCUUUUCUCAGCGUCAAUUUCUCUGCGUUUUAAAUACACAGCCCAAUUCUUCUGAUCUCUCACGGUGGAAUAAUUAGUGGCUGUUAUGACUUUGUACAUGAUUCAAUUAUUCACGUUGUUGCAACAACAAAAAAUGGGAAAUAAGCAAAUUGAUUUUCCAAAAUGUUUUAAUAAGUAGCUAAAUGACUAGAAGUCUCUGAAGUGAAAUUAAUAUUGGCUAGAUAUCAAACAGAGCGACCGUAAUAGCAGACAGCGGUAAUCUACCUAAUUCACAGGUAUGUUCUGACUGUAUACCAUGUUCUACUUACCUGUUUUUAUUACUGAUCUGUUUGUGUUGUCGUUACAUGACAAGGCUCAAACUGUCAAACUUCUACAACUCAUUUAGCUCUUUCUCAAUGAUGCCUUACACCAACAUGAUAGACUUGUAUAGACGCUCAAGGAAAUGCACUUUCUGUCCGAACUAUGUCACGACUUGUUAGUUUCCCCAGUGAUCAAAACUGGUUGAAAAGAUGUCAUUUCAAUGGCAACUGGUUGGAAUGGCAAUGGCAACUGGUUAUUUUUUUUACGAAGUGUUGCUCUUUUUGGGCUGACCCUAGACCAGUUUGGGCUCUUGCUGACGUUGUCAUGAUGUCAGAAACAGAUCUACAAACAGAUCUAGGAUCAGGAUAAAAAACUUUGUUGGUUGAUAUUUCAACUACACUGUUACAGUAGGUUACCUCCACUUAAUGAUUGAUUAACAAGAACGAUCAAUAACUCAGAACUGAUCAUGUAAAAACCAGCAUAGGCAAAUGGAUGUGAAGGACAGUA
Messenger RNA from Oncorhynchus kisutch (coho salmon), 2658 nucleotides. Its product is annotated as solute carrier family 46 member 3. Gene Ontology annotation, cellular component: lysosomal membrane. The record is from RefSeq and is a predicted model, not a curated record. Lineage: Eukaryota; Metazoa; Chordata; Actinopteri; Salmoniformes; Salmonidae. Gene Ontology annotation, biological process: vacuolar transmembrane transport. Gene Ontology annotation, molecular function: transmembrane transporter activity. The transcript is spliced from 7 exons. The coding region runs from base 167 to 1567 and encodes 466 amino acids.